AUGGAACAACCACAGGACCCGGAGAGAUUGGCACCGCCAACUGUGAGCUCGCUACGGGCUCAGGCUGCCGGCAGUGCCAUGGAAAGAACAAUGACCGAAAACAUCAGGGAGGAGCGCGAAGACCUCCGGGAGGCUGCCGAGCAGACCCUCAACGUAAUUGUAGAUCUAAACCUGGACGAAACCAUACGUUGGGUCAGUCCUUCCUGGGUCGAUGUUAUUGGUUCAAAAACAGAAGACGUUCAGGGAAAGCCCAUCACAGACGUUAUUGUCAGCGACAAGGCAGCUUUCGGCGAUGCUAUUAUCUCCAUGAAGAAGGAUGAUUCGAGGAGUCACAGAAUUCGUUUUACUGUUUGCACUGGUCCUUUUUCCAAGCUUCGGCCCAUCGAAACUAUUCAGGAUGCUGGCUCCGAAUCGGACAAUGAGCCUACCACUCUGGAUCUUGAGGCACAGGGUAUCAUGAUAUAUGACCGGACCGAUGGAAGCGAAAGCCACACCAUGUGGAUGAUCCGUCCAUGGAUCCCACCGCGAGAGAUCCAAAUCGACCUACCCCCUUUGAUUGUCGAUUCCCUCGGAUCAGGCGCCGAGGUCCUCGCCAGCUAUCUGACCCAGUUGGCAGAGGCUGGUAACGACGACCCAGCCAGUCAUCCUCCUCCUCUGCCGGUACUCUGUCGCAUAUGUGAACGACAAAUUCCACCGUGGUGGUUCGAAAAGCACACCGAUUUGUGCCUGCAAGAGCACCGCGCAGAGAUGGAUGUCCAGAUGGCCCAAGAGAACAUAACGGAGCAUCGCCAUGCCAUCGUGAAAGUCCUUGAUGCUCUCGAAGCUCGAAAGAGCCGGCCGUUGACUGGGGAGAUGCUCACGUCACCUAUGGCUGAGUAUAAAGGAUUGUCUAUCGGACCCACGUCGAGCAGCUCGUCCCCAGGGACCGCUUCACCAUCUGCAGGUUCCAGAGACCGAUCGACUGGGUUUGGUCACGCACGUUCAAGGUCCUUUGCUGUUCGUCGUCCCCAAGCUCGCAUUGUUGAACUUCUCUUGGAUCUGCUUGAUACCGCCGCCGAGAUUAGCCCUCCAGCAAUCAAAGAAACAUCGACUGGCGAAUUCCGGACCCAAUCACCCCAAUCUGAGUCGCGCAUCUCCCAAGUCCUUCAGUGGCACUCUCCAGGCUCGAAUACACUGGAACAGGAGCAUGGUUUGGCUUUAUUGUGCGAUGAUACGGAAAAGGUUGCAAAAGAAAAGGUUGAAGCCGUUUUCCGUUACCGCCGAAUUCUGGAGUAUUCGGAGAGGAUUAGAAUCGAGUUCGCCGUAAUUGUCCAGGACUGUAUCGACGAAGCACUGCGCAAAGCGGCUCGUAUCGCCGCAGGACGCCUCAGCGACUCGACUGAAGAUGAGGAAGAGCAGCAGCUAGAAGCUAACACGAGUGAGAGCAUCAUGGGAACGGCUCCAGAGGAUGCCGUCUUCCCUGGAUCUUUCGACGGGCCAUCCUCACUAGCAAUGGCACUGCAAAAUGUCAAGCUCGGCGAUACGCCUGAGAGGAGGCGGCCAUCCUCGGCCAUCGGAUCUGCUCGAUCUAGCAGUCCUCGCGAGUGCCCCACGCCAAGAUCACAUCGUGGCGCGCUCAGUAUCUCCGGCCAGACGCGCGAGUCCCGUCGAGAAUCAAUCAUGUUCGAGAGUGAUGCUGGUGACAGCGAUGGGAGUGUCAGAUCUUCUUCGGUCACAUCUCGGCAGGCUCCUCGGACAGAGUCACCAAUUUCUGAAUUCGGCGGUGUACGUCGAGCCACCAGUUCGAGACGGCACCAAAGGCGUAGUCUGAUCCUCCCGGGAGCUUCGUCACCACAUCGGCAAGAAUCACCAAACCGAGUGGCACAACCGUCAUCCCCGUUGCGCAUACACAAGCCAAGGAAUCUCCUUUACUCCAAUGAUGCCGUUGUUUCCCCUGAAUCAUCACCCAUGCUACCAUACAGUGAUUUCAGUUCACCAAUCGCCGUACCCCAUCAUCGCAGACAGUCCUCGGUGGCAUUCCCAGAAUUCACCAACAGACCACCCCCAUCGCCCCGAAUGCACGCCGUUAACGCUCCGCAAAUGGCACGCGCUGUUCCACCAUCUAUCAAGGACUUUGAGAUUAUCAAGCCGAUCAGCAAAGGUGCAUUCGGAAGCGUUUAUCUCUCAAAGAAAAAGACCACACAAGAAUAUUUCGCCAUCAAAGUACUCAAAAAGGCAGACAUGGUUGCCAAGAAUCAGAUUACCAACGUCAAGGCUGAGCGGGCUAUUAUGAUGUGGCAAGGCGAAAGCGACUUUGUCGCAAAACUCUACUGGACAUUCUCCAGCAAGGAUUAUCUCUACUUGGUAAUGGAGUACCUCAAUGGUGGUGACUGUGCUUCUCUCAUCAAAGUUCUCGGCGGCCUGCCCGAGGAAUGGGUCAAGAAGUACCUAGCAGAAGUCAUCCUCGGUGUUGAACACCUCCACAGUCGUGGAAUCAUCCACAGGGAUCUCAAACCGGAUAACCUUCUGAUCGAUCAGAAAGGCCAUUUGAAGUUGACAGAUUUUGGUCUGUCUAGAAUGGGUCUAAUAGGACGACAAAAGCGGGCAUUAAAUAGCAUCAACUCGGAGCAAACACCUGAUCUAUUAAAGUCGGGCCCGUUUGUCCGAUCGACCUCAAUGGUGUCAUCCAGAUCUACUUCUCUUGAUCUGCAUGGCGGAAACAAUUCUCCCGGUGGUACUCCUCAAAUGACACCGUCCGAUGGCGGCGCUGGCCUUCCCCAACCAUCGUAUUUCAGUCUGUCCGCGAUCCACCAAGAGCCUCGUCGCAUCUCGGGGCAGCGCAGCGACAGUGGUGGCAGCGAGACCUUGACACACAUGAUCAACAACUUUUCUCUUGGUGAGCUGCCACCAAGCCUGAUUAAACAGUCGCAAUCGAGUGUGCGAUCGCCACGCGACGAUAUGAGUGAAGCUGAAAGCGCUGCAUCUCCGGAUUUCCCAGCGCUCCAGCAGGUCAGUACUCACAACAGCGAUGCUCAUCGGAAUACGCCGCCGCAGGCUAGCAUGAUGCCACCUGCAAUGGCAUUGUUCGAUCCCGAGGAUACGAAUCGGCGAUUUGUUGGCACGCCCGACUAUCUUGCUCCAGAAACGAUCAGGGGUGAAAGGCAAGACGAAACGAGUGAUUGGUGGUCUGUAGGAUGUAUCUUGUUCGAAUUUCUAUACGGCAUACCGCCUUUUCACGCAAGUGAGGCCGAACUCGUGUUUGAGAACAUUCUGGCCCGAAAGAUCAUGUGGCCAGACGACAACGAAAUCAGCAUAUCAGAUGAGGCCAAGGACCUUAUAAACAAAUUGUUGUGUGUGGAAACGCAACAGCGACUCGGAGCAAAUCGGGGAGACCAAUUCGCGUCGGGUGGAGAGGAGAUCAGAAGCCACCCAUUCUUUGAGGGCAUCAGCUGGGACAGCCUCCUGAAAGAUGAGGCCCAGUUCAUUCCGCAGCCAGAGAACCCGGAGGAUACGGAAUAUUUUGACGCCCGGGGAGCAACUCUGCAAGCAUUUACAGAGGAGAUUGAAGAUCAAUCCACUCCUCCGUCCGCUUCUACACCGGACUAUCCUGAACGACCACAUGAUGCCUUGUCGAGGGUCCGGUCUCAAGUGCAUAUCAAUCAAAUCAAGCGAGGUCUAAUGCCCCUGCAUAUUCCACCACACAUUCGUGAUCUCAAAACCCGGAGGCUGAGCGAACCCGUUGCCUCAGAUGACUUUGGUAACUUUGCCUUCAAGAACCUCACGGUGCUCGAUAAAGCAAAUAAAGACCUUGUGCAGCAGCUCAAGGCUCAAGCAGCUGCAGCACAAAGUAGAUCGGGAGUCAGUCCUGGGGGUAUCAGUAACGUCACAUCCCCGUCCCCUGCUGUGGAGGGUAUCAGCCCUGUGCUCUCGACGCCAGUGCAGCGGACUUUGUCGAAUGCCAAAGCAUCCCAGCGGCCCGCUUCUCCGUCUGCUGGAAAUCACACCAACUCAUCACCGAAUCGGGCCUCCCAGCCUUCAUCCCCACUUCUUGUGUCCUUUAUUGCUGGGCAAAGUGCCGAAAGUCGCCGGAAGCCGUCUAGUGCUUCAUCAAGUCUAUCUCAACAAUCUAGCGCUUCCCUCCAGCCUGGUAGCUUCUUCGACGCGCCACGAGGACCGCCCAGUCUUCAGAAGUCGGUGACUUCUGCCGCAGCUUCCCCUAUCAAAGGCCGUGGUGCUCCGCCCCCGCUCGCAUUGUCACCACAGAAGACCAUCGGGACGCCGAAGCAAAACACUGGUUCAUCUACGAGAUCCAGGUCGUUGACUGUUGGGUCGCAAGAUGGCAGCCCUGUUGCACCCGACCUUCUAUCGCAUCGUAAUCGGCGCAGUCAAGUUUUCGACAUGUCUCCAUCCUCCUCGGAUAAUGAAGGCGAGAAAGCUAACGCGCUAUUGCGAGUUCAACGCCGCCGCCAAAGCUCGCGCCGUCUGUCUGCUAUCAAUCUCGAUAGCCCAACGUUUCGCUCGUUGGAUGUGCUCAUCUGUGAGGAUCAUCCUGUUUCUCGCAUGGUCAUGGAGAAGUUGUUGGAGAAGCUUCGUUGUCGAACUAUAUCAGCUGCAAACGGCUCAGACGCAGUGCGUUACGCAAUGAGCGAGAUCAAAUUCGACAUCAUCUUCACGGAGUUCAAACUGCCAGAGGUCAAUGGCACUGAUCUUGCUCGAAUGGUCCGAGAACUCAAGAAUGUCAAUGCCCAUACCCCUAUUGUCGCCAUCACGGCAUAUUUGAAAGAGCUACAGGCCCCGCACUACUUUGACUCCUUGAUUGAAAAGCCAAUCAGCUCUUCCAAGCUGACUGAAGUACUGUCAAACCUGUGCCAGUGGAAACCUCCCUCACCGACCCAGAACAACUUAUCACCCCUUGCACAGCCGAUUCCAUUAGCACCAUCCAGUUUGCGGCACGAAGGGGCACGCCUCGAAGACAGCCCGACAUCUUCUUCGUCCAUGUUUGCACACCGAUUAGGAAGCAGCAGCUUUAGAGGAUCUAGUAGAGAGGACUCCAUCAGUUCCAGCGUUUUUGGUGAUUCAGAAUCAGUCACUACCGAUGAGGUGCCCGUUGUGAUUAGUCGUAAAGCAACUGGCGAUUGGGAUGAGCUCGGCAUCAGUCAAGAGGAAGUCCUUCUUGGAGCAGAAGGGUCACCACAACUGCCGGCACAUAUGAUGAAACAGCAAUCAGCACCCGCUCAAAUAGAACAGCCGAGGGUACCCAUACCGCGACGUUCGCUGGAGAAGCUCAAGUCCAGACGCGAGAAUUUGGAAAGACACCGCGGCGAGGGCAGCGAUUCAGCUGAUGAUGAGGACGAAGAUUUAGGCGCUUCUCGGGAGCGAACUAUACGGGCAAAACGGCCAAGCUCCAAGCUUGGAAUUGAGAUGAUGAGAGCAAACAGUCAUGAUAGUGUUGCUGUCACCUCUGAAAGCACCUCUGAACCGAUUACGCAGGUCGUUACGCCCUCCAAGGAUGGUGCGAUUUCCCCGUUUAGUCGUGCAGCAUCGCCGCUGAAAGCUGCCCAGUCAACGCCCGAGGCCUCGCCCGCACAGUGUCAGGAUAAAGGCAGUGAUCCCGACGAGACACCCCGUCCCACUGGUGGAACGAUGAAGGAGCUUGAGGCGGACGAGCCCACACCGCGCCCAAUCGUCAAAACUUCAUAG
Pestalotiopsis fici W106-1 is the source of this 5679-nucleotide messenger RNA. RefSeq lists its product as uncharacterized. The record is from RefSeq and is a predicted model, not a curated record. Gene Ontology annotation, molecular function: ATP binding; protein serine/threonine kinase activity. NCBI's taxonomy places the organism in Eukaryota, Fungi, Ascomycota, Sordariomycetes, Amphisphaeriales, Sporocadaceae. The transcript has 2 exons. Gene Ontology annotation, cellular component: nucleus; cytoplasm. The coding region runs from base 1 to 5679 and encodes 1892 amino acids. Gene Ontology annotation, biological process: peptidyl-serine phosphorylation; phosphorelay signal transduction system.